GGCACGUAUUCGUGUUUGUACGGUUAUUGCGACACCGUCCCGUCGAUCUCUGCCUGCUCUCAAGCUUUUCGUCUUCGUCCAGUCGCGUAUACGGAGCGCUUUCCCAUCUCGUAUUGUGCGUCGGUGUGCGCGCGAAAGAGAGAAGGAAUGCAGUUCGUUUGAAUCUCCUAAAUCAUCAAAAAAAAAAACUGCUUUAAAAAAGGGUUAUUUUUAUAUCGGAGUGACACUGCACGAACGGCUGCGGUGACUCCUUCGUCAUUACAAGGCCGAGAAGGAGUUGCGCGCGGGUUACGCGGUGCUUACCUGCCAUCCCGCGCGAGGACCGCACCAACGCGGCCGUCUUCCAUUCACCACUGCCUGCGGAGCUCGUCUUUCUGCUUGAUUUGUCUUUCUCUUCUUUCAUUUUGAUUCUUCCGCGUGCUGGUACGUUUGUUUUCUUGCAAUGUCGUCUCGAACCCACAUCGUUGAUUUGGGAAUGAUGUCGCGGGAGCAGCUCAUUGAAGUAGCCAAGAAGCAGGCGAACCAGAUCCGCGAGAAGAACACGCGCAUCUCCGCGAUGGAGACGUUCAUUGAGGGUGUCACGGGCACCUCCGCCGAGGAGAGUCUGCAGCGCACCUCAAGCGCCUACGCCGCCGCGUCGACGAACUCCUCCUUCGCCAGCGACUGCCCGCACGCGCGGCACCCGCUUUCCCACAGCCAACCGAACAACGACAGUAAUGCCUCUGCGCAGCUGACGGAGCUGCGGCAGCUGCUGGAGGAGGAACAAGUACAGCACACCCUGCGCAUCUCGGCACUGGAGACGCAGCUGCACGAGCGCCAGACGGCGUACGAGGCUCUACAGACGCAGGUGGAUGGGUGGAAGGCAAAGGUGAUGACCGCCAUGACAGCCGACCGGGAACGCAUUCAACAACUCGAAGGCCAGCUGGCCACCACGGACGCGCUUGAGGGUGUUGAGGCAGCGGCCCCGCCAGGUUCCACCGCGCCGAAGCAGGACGACGAGGAGGCAGAGAGCACACGCCUCGAACUGCAGUCACAGGUGGCGUUUCUCACGGCUGAACUGCAGGCGACUCGAACGGCGCUGCAGCAGGCCACCGAUCAGCUCCAGCGACGACUGUCACCACCAAUGACACCUCGCGAAGCAAGCGGCAACACUGCGGAGGCCGCACUCGCCGCAGAGCCCGCGAAGGCAUCCUCACCGCCCGUCAGCCAAGCCAUCAUCGACCCUACCCAAAUACCACCGGAGGUACUCAACGCCGCUGUCCACGACAGACUGGAAACGUGGAAGGAGCGGGCGAAGGCCACUUUGAUGCGGGAAGCACGUCACAUAGAAGAGCUCGAAGCACAACUUGCAGCCACCCAGCAGGAGCGUGAUUCCGAAGCCGAGGCGCUGCGUGCCGACGUUGCGCGGCUGGAAGCACAGCUCGCCGCUGCCCAGCA
Messenger RNA from Leptomonas pyrrhocoris, 1437 nucleotides. RefSeq lists its product as hypothetical. The transcript has a single exon. The record is from RefSeq and is a predicted model, not a curated record. The annotation marks the transcript as partial. Lineage: Eukaryota; Euglenozoa; Kinetoplastea; Trypanosomatida; Trypanosomatidae.